Molecule: messenger RNA, 5866 nt
Organism: Perognathus longimembris pacificus (Pacific pocket mouse)
Lineage: Eukaryota; Metazoa; Chordata; Mammalia; Rodentia; Heteromyidae
Gene: Ccdc141
Product: coiled-coil domain containing 141
Exons: 24
Coding region: 436-5028 (1530 amino acids)
Source: RefSeq, a predicted model, not a curated record
ACUUUAUAUCCGGGUCAGUGAGUUGCUGAAUUCAAAGUCCAUAGUUACAACUAUUUAGUUUCAAAGGCAAAACUAAUUUGGGUUGUCAGGAUGUCAUUUUUUUUCCAUUUUCUAUCAAACAUCAGCUGAUAGGCAAAGAGCUUGAAGCUGUCCUCCACGCUGCAGAUAAUGGCAAAAAUAACAGCCACUUAAUGUUACCAUACGGGGUGUGGCUUUUUUCUCCGAUGGCUCCUCUCGCUGUGUCUCUCAUGAUAAACUCAAUGGGGUUGUCUAUUUUUAACUUCCUGUUCUUUCCUUUUGGCAGAGUAAUCAGUGUGAGCAGGGCUCUUUCCCUGAAUGAAUCCCAGUAACCCCAGUGUUUGCCUUCUGAAAUGAACAGCAGACACGCAUCUGUGCAGAGGCUGCCCAAGAAAUAAACUCUGCUUCUACAGUGCCAUGUCCGGACAAGGAGCUCCUGCUGUGGGCUUUUCCACGACAACUGUCAGUUCAGUCGUCGUGCAGGCUGGGGACUCCAAGAUUGUGAUAGCUGUCAUAAAGUGUGGCAAAUGGGUACAAUUUCAACUGGCUGAGUCACAGCCCAAUCUUCUAGAAAUUGGGAGCAGUCAAGAUGAAACCAAAAAAUUGCUUCAUGAUCAUGAACUUCUUUUGGCCAAGCUCAAGGCCUUGGAAGAUGGAGUGUGGGAACUCUUGCAAGAAGCAGACAAGACAGCUGAAGAGAACAAAGACCAGAGUUUGGUCUAUGAUGCUAUGGCCCAGACCCUGGGUGAAGCAUGGGCAGCCCUGGUUUCCAUGCUGGAAAGAAGAAGGGAGCUCCUUAGGUUGACCUCUGAGUUUUUUGAAAGUGCACUGGAGUUUGCUAUUAAAAUAGACCAAGCUGAAGAUUUCCUCCAGAGUCCUCAUGAGUUUGAGAAUCCUGAGUCCUUAAAAUCACUUCUUCAGCUUCAUGAACAUCAUACCAAAGAACUCUUAGAACGUUCUCUUGCCCUUUUAAACAGAAGCUACCAACUUACUGACUUCAUAGAAAAAUUCAAGAGUGAUGGAUCUAGUGUGAAUUCUGAGCUGAUUCAGGGAGCUAACAGCAGCUGCCUGAAGAUUGAAAGCCUCCUUGAACUUUUACAAGACAGGAGACGGCAACUAGACAAGUAUCUGCAGCAACAGCGGCAAGAAUUGGCUCAGGUUCUGCAGAUAUGUCUAUGGGACCAACAAGAAAACCAGGUUACUUGUUGGUUUGAGAAAAACCUAAGUGAUUUGCAGGAACAAGGACUAGGUUCAUCACUUUCAGAUAAUGAGAAGCUAAUUUGUAAGCAUGAAGAACUGAUUAUAAAAGCAAAGGAAUGGAAUUCUGCUGUAGAGAAGCUGAAGAGCGAGGCCCUGGAUAUUGUGCUGUCAAAGGACUCUGCGGAGAAAGAUCACCUACAGUUGUCUAACAAGAAACUGAAUCAGCUUCAGGAGGAGUUUGGUCAACUCGUGAUGGAAAGGAAAGCUUGUUUAACAAAGGCAAAUGAUUUUUUUCACAGUGCUAACAAGGCAUUUGAUGUACUGGGACGAGUUGAAGCUUACCUUAAGCUCCUUAAAUCAGAGAGUUUAAGUCUGCCUGUCUUGGCAGCGAGGCAUGAGGAAUUACACAGAGAAAUUAAAGACUGCACAGCUGAUGCUUUGCAAAAGGGACAAACCUUAAUCAGUCAAGUUGACUCCUGCAGCCCACAGGUGACUGGUAUCCAUGAGACGGUGGUUUGCCUUCAGAGACAAGUGGAUCAUCUGAUAGAACAGUGCUCUGCGCACAAAGAAUUUGCUCUUAAAAAGCAGAAAUUAGCAGCCUCCGUGGAGGAUUUCCUAAGGAAGGUAGAAAUAUCAAUUCAGAAAAUCAGUCCGGUACUUUUCAAUGCAAUGGAUAUUAGUUCCAGCCUUUCUGAAUCAGAGAAGAUUUUGAAUAAGUAUCUAGAACUAGAUAUCCAAACUAAGGACACAGCACAUGCCUUAGAAGCAGCUAGAAGAAUGCUGACAGAGAAAAAUGAAUUUCAACCUAAUGAAGCACCAUCACUUUCUUUUAAAGCUAAAUGGCUAGAAGAAGAACUACAUAUACUUGGCCAACAUGUCAACUUCAGGUCACAAGUCUAUCAAAUUUAUGUGGCAUUUCUAAAGUCAUCAGAAGAGGCAGAGGAACUGUUUCAGAGCCUAAAGGAGUUUUAUCACAGUGAAAUCCCUCGGAAGGAAGAGGAUGAUCCUAAGGCCAACUAUUGGUCUGACUCCGCAGAUAAGCGCUGGCAGCUAUUUUUAAAGAAGAGUUUUGUAACCCAAGACUUAGGGCAUGAGUUCCUUAACUUAAUAAAUAUGGCAAAGGCAAAUGAGAUACUAAAUGUAAAAACUGAAGUGCACAUAAUGAGUAACACUAUGGAAAAGCAGAAGACUGAAAGAGAAGAACUUAGCCACCUUCGGAUGGCCUGGCGCCUUAAUGCCACGACAAGUCAGCCUGUAAAACAGCAGUGGGGAACGUUUGAAGAGAGACUUAGGAAGACUACGCACAACUUAAAACUUCUUCAGGAAGUACUUAUGCCAGUAUCUGCACUUGACCUUGGAGGGAGUCUUCAGACCAUUUCAGAUCUUCGGAAAAAAUGGAAUGAAAUGAAACUUCAGUUUCAGCAACUGCAGGAUGAGGUCCAGUUCAUCAUGAAGGAAUCAGAAGCAUUAAUUGCCAGGAGAGCCCCUGUGAAAGAGAAGUCUCAACAGCUGACAGACCUUAUUCAACUCCAUCAGAAGCAGGCAGAGAGAAUCCAUGACUACGAGGAAAUUCUAUACAAAACGGUACAAUUCCACCAAGUUAAGGAUCAGCUGGAAGAUCUCAUGAAAUCCACAGAACUGGAGUUUCUAGAGCAGUUGAAUGAAGUGGCUGAUGCUGAGGAGACCAGGAUGUACCUCAAUCGCUGUCAGGAAAAGCGGGCACAUGUAGAGCAUCUGCACAAGCUGGCCCUUUCCCUUGGAGUGGACAUCAUCUCAUUAGUGCAGCAGCCUAAUUGCUCUAAUGUUUCUGCAAAGAACCUGCAGCAGCUGCUGGAGGGCUUGGAGGUGGACAACAUAACCUGGCGUGGCAAAACUCAGGAGUGUGAACAGGCCCUAUCCUAUAGCUUGGAGUACUGGACCACUCAGGACGAGAUCCAUGAGCUCAAAGAGUCAUUCAAAGACAUCAAAAAGAAAUUCAACAAUCUGAAGUUUAAUUACACUAAGAAAAAUGAAAAAUCUCGAAAUCUAAAGGCUCUUAAGUAUCAUAUUCAACAAGUUGAUGUGUAUGAUGAAAAAAUCCAGUCUUUGAGAAAGAAAAUGGAAAAAAUUCACAGUAAAACUUCUGAUUCUUUCUUAAAUUACUCAAGUAAGAAAGUUAACUUCCUUCUGGAAGCCAUGAAAGAUUUGCAAAAACAUAUGGAUGACUUUGACAAAAUUGUCACUGACUACAAGAUGGCUUUGGACCUGACUGAGCAUCUCCAGGAAGUAAUAGAAGAGUGUAACUUUUGGUAUGAAGAUGCAAGUGCCACGAUUGUAAGAGUAGGAAAAUAUUCUAUGGAGUGCAAAACCAAGGAAGCUGUGGAAAUUCUCCACCAACAAUUCAAUAAGUUUAUUACCCCCUCAGUGCCUCAUCAAGAAGAAAGAAUUCAGGAGGUCACAGACCUUGCUCAGCGCUUAUAUGGUUUUGAAGAAGGACAGAAAUAUGCUGAGAAGAUAGUGGUAAGACACAAAGAGAUUCUUGAAUCUACUACUGAAUUGUGUGGGUCUCUCACGGAGCUGGAAGAAAAACUAAAGGGAGGUGUUCUAAAUAUGAAUCUGAAUUUGGAGAAUUUCCAUGACAAUUGCAUUGACCUACUAAAGGAACCAGCAAGAAAUAAGCAGACAGUAUUCAAAGAAGAAAGGAAUAAGGGGCCAAUUCAGGAGGCCACUGUCUUGACUGUCAAUGGAACAGGGGGAGAUGAUGAUCCAGAGGACCUAGGCCAGCUAUCUUCUGCCAAAGAAGGUGAAGUUCCCAGCACGCUGCUGCCGGAAGACAUGCCAUCAGAAGAAUCUGAGUGUGUCUCACCUGAUGACAUCUCCUUACCUCCACUCCCAGGGAGCCCAAAGUCCACCCUGGAACCCUCAGACAUGGAAGUAGAAGAGCCUCCCAGCUCCUCCACUCUCACCAUUCACAUCAGCAGCUACAAGAUGCAGAUAGGAACAGCCAAUCCAGAGGAGGCCUUGGAAUCAGUUCUUCCACCACCUAUUGCUUUUGCAGAUGGGUGCAAUGAUAAGGGAGACACCUGUUCCAGUCAUUUUGAGAGACCCUCUCCUCAAACCAAAGCUGACACACCAUUAGCUUCUAGAGGAUUUCAGAACAAAAGUACCAUCUUACACAACAUCCACACUAAACAUCCAGAGAGCAUGCCGAGUGACAUGCAUGAGAGCGCUUUCCAGCGGCACCCCCAGGCUCAGAGAAGCUUGCUAGAAACCCAGGAAAAAAUGCAUGCUGAUGAUAAUGUCACUAAAACCCAAGAUAGGCUGCAUGCUUCCCCUGAUGUGUUCCAAGGCCUUGGUUUUCAAUCAGACACUAGCCAGGGCCAAAACAGACAAAUGAGUCCCCAAGAAGAAAUGAAAAGCACAUCUACAAAGAACAGCGUGGUCAGCCUAGCUGGCCAGGCACCUCAUUUCUCCAGGCUCCUGUCCAAUAUAACUGUCACGGAAGGUGCUCCAGUGACUUUGGAAGUUGAAGUAACAGGAUUUCCAGAGCCUACACUGACAUGGUACAAGAAGGGCCAGAAAUUGUCUACAGAUGGGCACUUACAGGUUUUACAGAAGGAGACAAAGCACUCGGUAUUCAUUCCGAAGGUAUGCAAGGCAGACGAAGGACUCUAUGUGGUUCAGGCACAAAACUCUAGUGGGACUCUGUCCUCCAAUAUCAGCAUCCACGUGACAGGUAACCUCAAGCCACCAAUCACAAGAAUAAACUGGAUUAUGCUGUGUAUCAUCUAUAUUAGUGUGUCCCUAAUGUACUGGCUACUCACCCAAUGACUGCAGUAUUGACGUGUAUGGACUUUGUUGUUAGGAGCCUAAAGGACAGUAGAAUUAUUUUACAACACUUCACUACCUGGCCAUUUUGUUUGUUUGACUAGUACCACUGCUACAUGAAGUAAUAUUUUUUGCUUAGUUUUUAAUAUAUUGAGGGAGGUCAGUAAGUUAUGUGCAGUGAAUAAAGAUACAUUUGGUAAAAAGGGUUCAGUAUAAUAUGCCACUGAAUUGUAUGCUGCUUAUUCUCUCCUAAAGAAUAAUGUAUAUGUUCACAUAGCAUAGAGAUAAUUGGCUAAUUUUAAAAUUAUAUAUCUUUUAUUAUUGCUUUAAUAUUUUAAUAUUGCUUUAAAAUAUACUGCUUUGUAGGGCAUAUUGGUAGAAAUGUUGAAGUUGUGACUUUCAGUACUCCAUUAGCUAUUCUUUAAUUUUAUUUUUUAAUGAAUUGAUCUCAUCUACUGAAGUGCAUUCUAUGUUGUUUCUUUAUAAACUACAUUGCAAAGUGUGAGGAUGCCACUAUAAACGUCAUUUCUCAUGCUGAUCUCCUGGGUUUGACACUGGAGGAUAGAUCUGAUGUCAACUUUAAAUGGAGUUUCAAUCUUCUAUUAGUUGUGUGUGUCAAAUAGCAAGAUAGAACACACUGUUCAGGAAUAGACACCUGUCAUGCCACUGAUCUGUGUCAGUCAUCCAUAUAAACAAUUGCAAUCAAGUCCACCUGCUUCUAAUCUUGAUUCUGCUGCUCAGCACUUUUAUAGCCUAUGGUAAGGCAUCUUACUGCCUCCGUUUCCCAUCUAGAAAAUGGGUUCAUCAUCUACCUCAUAGACAAUUGAGAGAUUUCAGUCUG